AUGGCCGAAGAAAAGGAGAACUUCCAGGAGGUCUCCUCAAAUGCUAUGAAGUUCGAGGACUUACAUGAGUUUUCAAAUAUAUUCGCUUCCGAAUUUAAUAACAACAGCAUACACGACCGUGUACUAUGUUUUGAAAUCCUUGAUUGCGAAGACUCUGUGAAUGAGAAGGCUGAGACUUUACUUCCUUGCGAUAGUGAAACAAUACCAACCAAUUGCAAACCAGUAGAACUGGAGACUCAAGUGGACAGCUCAGAAUGCGGUGAUCAAAGUGACGAGAAACAAACAUGCAUUGAUGAAUCAAAGAAGAGUGUCAAGACAGCCAUCGAGGAAAUGUCACUCAUGAGUGGCAUGAAGAAAGGGCCAGAUUAUGCAAAGGAAGAUUGUGAACGACCAUGUAAAGAAGAUGACAGUAAAAUAUCUGAGGCGUUUGAGGAUGAUCAAAAAGAAAAAACUGAUAAUGGUAGUGCCAUUGUUGAGGAAAAGAUAUUCCUGAAAAAAUUAUAUGUUCACAGCCAGUGGCUAGCAGUUCAGAGUCCAUAUUUCAAGGCACUUUUCUAUUCUGGCAUGAAAGAAAGUUAUACUAAAGACGUAGUAAUGAAGGUCCAUGAAAAUGAAAUCGAAGCUCAUACAACUUUAAUUGAAGCGAUGUACACGCUUGAUGUUCUCAAUGGCAAAGACCUACGUCUUGUUGUGAAAACUUUUGUCCUUGCAAACAAGUAUGAUGUAUCGUUUGUGGCUAAGAAAUGCAAGUAUGUUAUGUUGUCAUCAAGAUUAGAUAUGGAGACGUGUGAAUAUAUUCUUGAAGAAAUAGAGAAUCUGUCAAACACGGAAGAUUUAUUUAAUAUGAUUGAGCAGUUCCUUGUGGAAGAAUUUACCCCAAUUGACAAGACGUGGACGAUGGAUAAGUUUUCGACAUUGUCUGAGGCGUCCCUAAAGCUUCUUUUAGGCAGCGAUAGCUUGGCCAUACUCUCUGAAAACACAAUAUUUGUUGCAUUGAUGAAAUGGGUUGACUUACAUGUGCCGCGUUAUGAACGCCAUAAAUGUGAUCUGUUAAAGGUUGUGAGAUUUCAGUUUAUGUCUGUCGAUUUUUUAUAUGAUGUUGUACAGCAUCAUGUCGUGGCAAAACAAAUGCGUGGAUUUAACUCGUACGUUUGGAACGGUUUAGCAUAUCACGGAUUUUCGCACAUGCGACGAGAAAAACUCGAAGAUAAACCAAUAGAACGACCGAUCUUACAAGAGAAGGAUCCCACGUUUUCUUGGAAGGUCGAUGAAGAACUUGACAAGAAGUUAUCGAAUUCUAGAGGAAAAUCCAGUUAUUCAACUAUAUUUUGGUUUAAAGGAUAUAGCAUGGAACUCGAGCUAGCUUAUCUAAAUGAUUCCAAGCAUUGUAGAUUUUAUCUUCGUGUCCUUCACAUGAGGAAAGGUGCAUAUUUGAAUCUCAGUUGCACAGCCAAAUCAAAUUUAUUUGCUAAUAGGUCAAUUCAGAUAAAACAAAUAUUCACGGACGAAUCCAACGCUUGGGGAUACCAAAGUGUGAAACGUAGUACGAUUCCCCUGGGAAAAUGCUACACAAUUGAUGUCUGGGUGAAGUCAGUUUAAUAAAAAAUGCUGAUAUUAAUGUAUUAAAAUUGUUAAUAUUGAAAUCCUUGAAAAUCUUGGAUUUACCAAAAUGAGAGCUGAAUUGAGGAAAGAUUGAAAAUGUUGGUUGCAUUAUACGUGAAAGGCAAGUCUAUAUGUAAACAAACUUAGUUAUAGUUUGUUCAGAAAAUUUCGAAAAACGUGGACAAUGUUUAUAUCAGGGUCCUCACAUUCUUAUUCUAUGAAAAAUAAUGGAUUGAUGUGAUGUACUGCGUCUGCAAUGUAAAAAUGAGAUUUAUACACGAGUGGCUAAGGAGAAUAUUUUCUCCUCCAUGGUGGAAAUGAGAGCAAGAACAGAGACAACAAAAAAGAAUGGACGAGUUUAAAAGGGAGUUUAAUUUAAAAAUGUCAAAUGAAUGUGUUAGAAUAUAAUUAUUUAAACUUUAAUUUAUCAUAAAAUACUAGAUAUCAUUUACAUAAAUCAAU
This is a messenger RNA of Dendronephthya gigantea, 2064 nucleotides long. Its product is annotated as BTB/POZ domain-containing protein POB1-like. Lineage: Eukaryota; Metazoa; Cnidaria; Anthozoa; Malacalcyonacea; Nephtheidae. The coding region runs from base 1 to 1599 and encodes 532 amino acids. Gene Ontology annotation, molecular function: protein binding. The record is from RefSeq and is a predicted model, not a curated record. The transcript has 2 exons.